CAGGGUACCCAAAAACACCACCACAACAUCUCUUCAAACCAAUUAAAUCUUCAGUGAAAUAUAAAAGAAGCUAAGGUUACAUUAUAUUUCUUGCAGCAUUAUGGCUAUGGUAGCUCGGCUUGUCUCUUUGGCAAUUGUGUUCGCGGUGCUCGUGGCGGUAACCACUGUUCCGAGGGCUGAAGGUGCUGUGACAUGUGGUCAGGUUGUGAACAGCCUGUACCCAUGCGUUUCCUACCUGAUGAAUGGUGGCAACAUGGUGCCCGGGCAGUGCUGCAAUGGGAUCAGGAACCUGUAUGGCAUGGCUACGAACACGCCGGACCGGAGAGCGGUUUGCACCUGCAUCAAGCAGGCUGUUAGCAACAGUGGAUUCUCCUUCACUAGUUACAAUCUCAACCUUGCUGCUGGACUUCCUAAGAAAUGUGGGGUUAACAUUCCUUAUCAGAUCAGCCCCAAUACUGACUGCAGCAGGGUGCAGUGAGGUUGGUGCAUCAUGUGGGGAGACUCAAGAGGGAUGUUAUGUUAACUAGUAUUUAGUAGUAUGUUUGAAUAAGAGACUACACAUAUGAACAUGUAACAACCUUUGAGGCUUGUAGUAGUGUUCUUUAAUUGUGUGUCUGUAGGGCCUUUGCCCUGGUCGUGCUGCUUGUGUACGCUUAUUGUAGUUACUAGCAGGAGAUAAUAGGGAGCGGGUGUAGUCUGGAACAUGUGUGUAAGCUGUUGUUGUCUCUUAAUUAAUGGUAUGAUGAGUAGUUUGUUUUGAAAAUGAAAUUUGAGAAUGUUUUAUGUUGGAUAUAA
Molecule: messenger RNA, 795 nt
Organism: Lotus japonicus
Lineage: Eukaryota; Viridiplantae; Streptophyta; Magnoliopsida; Fabales; Fabaceae
Product: non-specific lipid-transfer protein 1-like
Exons: 2
Coding region: 101-478 (125 amino acids)
Biological process (GO): lipid transport
Cellular component (GO): membrane
Molecular function (GO): lipid binding
Source: RefSeq, a predicted model, not a curated record